UGUGUCCUUUAGCCUGAAGCAAUGAACCUCUCCAAAAAGCAAGCAAUAAUUCACCGCGCAAUUUGAUCUUCGCACGUUUCUACAUAGGUAUACAUACGUACGUAUGUCUCUAGUGCGGCGUUCACCGCCGUCACCAUCUUGUGCGAAACGAGCGACCUUUAAUCCCCUUCGAAUUCGUCCACUGGGCGGGGAUCUUUUUCGAAGACAUAAUUGCCUCACCUUGUACCGAACGAAUUUCGUUCACUUUUCUCCUAUAUAAGAGCCGGGGCUCGACCGAGCUAGCAUAUCACUCUUUCUUGCACAGUCGAAGAGAACAGUCAAGCAAACAAUCACCAUGUACAAGUUCGUGAUCCUCGCCGCGUGCCUCGCCGCCGCCAACGCCGGAAACCUCAUCGGCGCCCCAGUGGUGUCCAGCUACAGCGCACCCGUGGCCUACUCCAGCUCGAGCAUCGUCAAGUCUGCCCCCGUGGCCUACAGCAGCUACGCCGCCCCGGCUUACGCUAGCUACGCUGCCCCAGCUUACGCUAGCUACGCUGCCCCAGCUUACGCCAGCUACGCUGCCCCAGCCGUCGUGAAGGCCGCCGGCCCAGCUCUGGCUUACUCCAGCUACGCUGCCCCAGCUCUGGCCUACUCUGCUCACGCUGCUCCGGCUCUGGCCUACUCGAGCUAUGCUGCCCCAGCCGUCGUCAAGAGCUACGCUGCCCCAGCUUACGCCUACUCUGCUCCAGCCGUCGUCAAGACCGCUGCCCCAGCUCUGGCCUACUCCAGCUAUGCUGCUCCAGCCGUCGUCAAGACUGCUGCCCCAGCUUUGGCUUACUCCAGCUACACCGCCCCAGCUGUAGUCGCCCCAGCUGUAGGCGCCCCCGUAGCCUACUCUGCUCAUCAAGCUCAUCUGGCCUAUGCUGCUCAGCACUCCUCCCUGGCCUACUCUGCUCACCCAGCUCCUCUGGCCUACUCGAGCUACGCUGCACCAGUCGUCGUUAAGGCUCCUCUGGCUUACUCUGCCCCAGCUUGGUAA
Messenger RNA from Nasonia vitripennis (jewel wasp), 1018 nucleotides. RefSeq names its product cuticle protein 16.5-like. The transcript has 2 exons. NCBI's taxonomy places the organism in Eukaryota, Metazoa, Arthropoda, Insecta, Hymenoptera, Pteromalidae. Bases 335 to 1018 code for a protein of 227 amino acids. The record is from RefSeq and is a predicted model, not a curated record.